This is a messenger RNA of Aureobasidium pullulans EXF-150, 2131 nucleotides long. RefSeq lists its product as uncharacterized. Gene Ontology annotation, cellular component: mitochondrion; nucleus. Bases 187 to 2028 code for a protein of 613 amino acids. Gene Ontology annotation, biological process: interstrand cross-link repair. Gene Ontology annotation, molecular function: single-stranded DNA 5'-3' DNA exonuclease activity. The transcript has 2 exons. Lineage: Eukaryota; Fungi; Ascomycota; Dothideomycetes; Dothideales; Saccotheciaceae. The record is from RefSeq and is a predicted model, not a curated record.
GACGGCAAGAGCAACAGAGGAAUCGGCAAAAAGCAAUUGUUCAAUCGCGCAAACGAGCAUUACUGAGUACCGGCAGGCGCAAGGGACAUAUACACACAAGUCCACCUGGUCAGCUCUCGUGUUGCAGGAAUUGUGCAACCCAACAUCACUCAGUCGAUUGCCACCAACAAUGAUGACGAAGGCAUCAUGACUGGCCAGGACGUCACGUUAGACGAUGGCAAAGAAAGCGACUAUGGAUCCGACUUUGGAACAGACGACGAAGCCACCCUCUCAAUCCUCCUCACCGAAGCCGUAUCGCAGCCCUCUGCCUCGGUAACCAACAAUGUUGAAGACCUGCCGGGCACGCUCUCUUUGUCGCCUUUCGCCAGAGGCACUAGGCGCAAAUAUGUCGACGAUGAGGGCGUCGUCUUCGAGAUGGUCUCUCGUGAUGGUCCCGUCGGUGAAGCUUCAAUCGAGAUCGAAUACGACGAGCAGAAUCCUCGUCCAGAUGCAGCCCGUCUGUCAGUGCCAUCGCGUGAAGUAGACACUGGUCCCGAACAACCAGAUCCCUUGGACCCACGAUCCCCGAUUGACCGCUUUCGCACCCCACCCAAGAAGAAUCUCUCCGUAACCGAUAUCGUAUCACCUGCCUGGUGCGAGCUGCAAUACUGGUACAGCUUGACCAAAUAUGGAAGAGUCCGACGAACCGCAGCCAUGAAGCAGGGCUCCUCGGUUCACAAGGUUCUUGAAGAGCAAGCUGCUACGGUUCUGCCUGUUGACACGAUAAAGCUACUUGUCGAGAGGAUUCUUAAAGAAGAGUUGAAGGCAGUUGUGCCAAUCGACACGGUCCAGCAGGUCGUGCAAAAGGCACUCGACCAAGAGAAGCGUACCGCAGUGCCUUUGGACGUUGUUGGAGGUCUGAUACACCAAGUCCUGGAGAAGGGAAAGCUCGAGCCAGUCGCCGUGGACACUGUGAGUGCAUCAGUACACAAAGCUACUGGAGCCCAAGUACAAAAGGCUAUUUCUGUGGACGUUGAGACGAAAGAGGAUGCCUUUGGCUUGCGGAUCUGGAACAUUAUACAAAAUCUACGUAUGCUCAGGACGACUGGAAUGGCUCGUGAAUUUGAAACUUGGGCUGUCAUCGAAGGUCAGGUCGUCAACGGCAUUAUCGACGAGCUCAGUUACGAUUGCCCCGAUGAAGAUUUCGAGGCGGACAUUAUUCAGAAGAGAGAAGAAACCAAAGCACCCAAGCGAGGGAGGCCAAAGAAGCAAAAGGUCGUUCCCGAGAGUCAGACAAAUUUGAAUACUUUCUUUACUGGAUCUCAAAAAGCCGAAACCGACGACAGCGCAUGGCUUGGAAACCCACAUCACAAUCGCAGGAUUUACAUCACGGACGUCAAGACUCGUGGUUCGAGAAGCAUGCCAAAGGGCGAGGCCUCGUUCCGACCGACCUCGAUGCAGCUGAUGAUGUACCACCGGAUGCUUUCACUACUUGCUUCGAACUCGGUACCUGCUGAGCAAGUCUUCACUCGUUAUAGCGUCGAUAGCAGUGCCUCGUUUAGCGACAUGUUUAUUGCUCAAUUGGGAAGCAUCGAAACCGAUUUACACAGUGGAUCGGUUGAACACUCAGACUUGCCUGUUCAUGAGGGACAGGACCCGAUCGAUGAGCUGCUCGCCCACAACAGCCUUGACAAACUCUGGAGUUUGAUGAUAUCGGAGUUUCAGCUCACCAUACCAUUUUCCAAUAAGCCAUCAUCACCGUCUCCCAUCGGUGAUGUUUUGAGGGCCGAAUUCAGGGCAUCCGGCAGCGGCUCUGUCAUCGGAUCGAAGACCUUUGCGUACGAUUCUGAUGUACUAGACGCCUACCUGAAGAAGACAAUGGCUUGGUGGAACGGCGAACGGAUGCCGAAGGGUGUGGAGAUCGAAGAGGCUUUCAAGUGUCGGAUGUGCGAAUUUGCUGAAGUCUGUACCUGGCGUAAGGACAAGGUCGAAGAGGGCAUCCGCAAAUCCAGACUCCGGAAUCAGGGCAAGAAGAAGAGCGACGUUUGAUCGAUAUCAACAUGCAUAGCUGAGGCUCCGACCACGAUUCAGGAUCAAGAUUAUUAUCAAUACCGUAUCCGUACUCGGACCUAGAUACGGGCAUCAGGAGUCA